Grosmannia clavigera kw1407 is the source of this 3675-nucleotide messenger RNA. RefSeq names its product arf GTPase activator. Gene Ontology annotation, cellular component: trans-Golgi network; endosome; cytoplasm. The transcript is spliced from 6 exons. Gene Ontology annotation, biological process: intra-Golgi vesicle-mediated transport. The record is from RefSeq and is a predicted model, not a curated record. Bases 1 to 3675 code for a protein of 1224 amino acids. Lineage: Eukaryota; Fungi; Ascomycota; Sordariomycetes; Ophiostomatales; Ophiostomataceae. Gene Ontology annotation, molecular function: protein binding; GTPase activator activity.
AUGGGCAAUGUCACCAGCCACCCUGACGAGGGCGGCGCCCUCUUUCUUCGCGACCAGAACCGAUUAUCAAUCUCGUCCCUGGUCAUCGCCUCCCAACAGCGAAACUCUUCAGUCAUAAUCACCCCCAAUGCAUUCCCUGCGACCAGACUCGCUGCCACCCGUUCACUAGGCGAAAACUCCCCCGUGGAAUACAUACAGGAUCCCGACUCCUUGCUGUCCUCUGCGCCACCCUCAUUCCUGCUCAAGCUAACCAACGACGACGAUCUCACCUUCACCUUUAAUUUUGUCAUUCGCCAGACUUCCGGCACGCCCUCGGCUGCUACUGCCGGCUCCUCUGCUCCCUUGUCCGCUGGCCAAGCUGCUGGCGCCGGCGCGGCCGAUGCGAAUGGCAGCUCGGCUGUCGUUGAUACCCAGAUCUGCGGACUCACAUUUGUCUACGCGUCAUCGGGGCGCGAGGUCGAAAACCUGGUCACCCGCGAGUUUCAUGCCGACCCAAACCUCCACAAGAACUCAAACGUCAAACUGGUCGGCGACUAUUCCACCGGCGGCAGUUCUUCUGUCUCCUUUAAAUGGACCUGGAAGUGGAAGCCGCCCAAGGUCGCUGAGGACAAGGGGUGCGGCUGGCGACACUCCUGUAGCUUUGUCGAGUACGACUCGCGUGCGCAUAUGCUGCACACCUUGGCUAGCUUCUCCUUCUGGGUGGCCAACGCAAACCCCUUCUUCAGCCAUCCCAGCUCUCCUGUGCCCUUUCUGCUCAGCGCUGCCCCUCCCAAAAUACGGGUGGCCUCUGCCCAGUCGGUCGAGUCUCGCUUCAGCAAUACCGAAUUCGAUGAGCCUAGCUCGCCCCGCGUCGGCCUUCUGGAGCCGGGAACCAUUGUCGCUGCUCUGCCGCCACUGCCACCGCCAACUGCUUCCGCCGUUCCGGCUGAACCUGUCAGAGUCGACAUAACAUGUCCGCGCCCGGGCGACGACAUGACAGCAACUGAUGACGGACCCGUUUUCCGUGCCACCAUCAAGUCAUUGGAGCAGAAGACGGGCAACAUCCGCAUGCAGAUGAAGAAAGUCAUCAAAAAAGCCGAGCAUGCCCACCAAACCCAGGCAGAGGCUAACGAUGCCUUUGCUGGCUUUGUCGACGCCCUAAAAGAGACGUCAUCGACAAACGCAAAUGCUGUUCAGCCGGCCCUUGACCACUACUUUAACAAGAUUGCCCGCGAAAUUCUCUCGUAUGAGCGCCAAAAUGCGUUCAACCUGCAGCGCAUUGUCAUUGAUCCCCUCAACCGGCUGUACACAUGGGAUAUCAAGCAGGCCGAGGCCAAGAGGCGCGAGUUCGAGGAGGAGAGCAAGGACUACUAUUCUUACGUCGGCCGCUACCUGGGCCAACGUCACGACUCAGUCAAGGCUAAGAAACUAGCCGAGAGCGACACAAAGUACCAGACAAAACGCCGCAAUUUUGAGCUCAAGCGCUUCGACUACUCCUCCUUUAUGCAGGACCUGUCAGGCGGGCGCAAAGAACAGGAGAUCCUCUCCCACCUCACGCGCUUUGCCGACACGCAAGCCUCAGCCUUUCUCGGCGCCGCCAAGAAAGUGGAUGCUCUCCUCCCCCAGCUAGAAGCUCUCUCCAGCGAAGUGCAGCUUGCCGACAAGGAGUACCAGUACCAGCGCCGCGAACGGGAGGAAAAGCGCCGCGUCCUCGAGAAGAGCAACAUGUCUUACGUAGAGCCUGACUCUUCCUCGACGACUCAUGCAAACGGCUUCACUGUCAGUUCUUUUGCUUCUGCUGCCGCCGCUGCUGCUGCAAAUGUCGGUGCCAGCAUCAGCGCAAGCGCUGGCAUCAGCACCAGCAGCAGCACUGGCACUAGUAUUGGCAAUGGAUAUGGCAAUAGUGCUAGCAAUAGCGCUGGCGCAGGCACAGGCACAGGCACAGGCACAGGCACUGGCACUGGCACUGGCACCAGCACGAGUCACUCCUCGGACACGGAGCUGGGACGGGCUGAUAGUAUGGGCUCACAACUGCGCACAGUUAGCACAGGCGGGACGAUCGGCAACGCUGUCGAUCUGUCUCGGUCACCUGGGACCGUUGGCACCCAGCAUCUUGCCGUAGGCAGCCCGCCGCAAGCGUCCAAGUUCAAGGGCUUCCGAGAUCUGGAGGAGCGCGACCCAGCCCAAAAUGCGCUCUUAGAGAAGAACACGACCCUGCGAAAGGAGGGCCUCUUGUGGGCUCUCAACCGACCAGGCAACCACGUCGACCCACGGACUGCCCUAAACAAGCAGGGUUGGCACAAGUUCUGGAUCGUUCUCGACCAGGGCAAGCUUUCCGAGUACAGCAACUGGAAACAGAGGCUGGACUUGCACAUGGACCCCAUCGACCUUCGCAUGGCUUCGGUUCGUGAAGCAAGAAACGCCGAGCGGCGUUUUUGCUUCGAGGUAAUCACGCCUCAGUUCAAGCGCGUGUAUCAGGCCACGUCUGAGGAGGACAUGAACAGCUGGAUCACGUCCAUCAACAACGCCUUGCAGAGUGCCGUGGAGGGUCGUGGUGUUCGGGAGCGGCGAGCACCGUCCAUCUCCCCUUCUACGGGUUCGGCUGCCUUCCCGGGUCGUGACAUUGGCUCCAUCCUGACUGGAAAGAGCAUAUCUCUCUCGCACGGGCACCGGAACGCUGGAGGAGGCAUAGGACAGUCGAUGUCCGGCAACACAGGCAUUCCAAGCCGGCGCACUACCGUGGGAAGCCGGCCGAGCACUCAGCGAUCUAGCAGCGGCAGUUUCGAAGAGAGGCCGGAUAAGCUCUUGCAGAUGUUACGCGACAGCGACCAGGGCAACUGCUGGUGCGCAGAUUGUGGCUCGGGGUCCAAAGUGGAGUGGGUAUCGAUUAAUCUGGCCAUCAUCGUGUGCAUCGAGUGCAGCGGCAUCCACCGGUCGCUGGGCACACACAUCAGCAAAGUGCGGUCGCUGACUCUGGACAUUACGUCUUUCACGCCCGAUAUUGUGGAACUACUGCUGCUGGUGGGCAAUCGGGUUGCGAACAUGGUGUGGGAGACAAGGCUCGACUUGGCACUCAAGCCGACAGCACAGGCAAACCGUGAGCAACGGCUUCGGUUCAUCACGAGAAAGUAUGUUGACCGGGCAUUUGUGGAACCAAUUUCAGCGACGCUGUCGCGGUACCCUACGGCGGACGAGACGCUGCUGGCUGCCAUCAAGAAGAAUGACAUCCAGCAGGUCAUAUAUGCACUGGCGCUCAAGGCAAACCCGAAUGCGACAGACUUAUCCCGUGGGACCCCGGCCGUGUUUCUGGCGCUGGCUGCAGCCGAUCCGGCUCUGCCUUCAGGCAUGUCGGGGCCGCUGCCAUCGCCAGGACCAGUGGCAGACACCAGGCUGGUCCCGUUCCCGAUAGCCGAACUGCUGUUGCAGAACGGAGCCGAGAUUCCGUCGACGAAGCCGGCAAUCCCGCUGGGCCGAAGCGCCCAGCAGUACGUCGAGGCCAAGCGGGUGCGGACAGCCGGGCUGAAUGCGAGUGGUCCGAGUGCCGCUGUGUACGAAUCUGUGACUGCGAUCUCGUCAUCGUCUCCGUCUUCUGCGGCGGUCGCAAUGGACCGGCUGGCUCGUGAGAAGGAGGCGAGGCUGCAGAAGCGGGUGAGCGCUGGCGGGCGGCUGGCUAGAAGUCCAAUCCCCGAGCGGUAG